This is a messenger RNA of Bolinopsis microptera, 5217 nucleotides long. RefSeq lists its product as uncharacterized. The record is from RefSeq and is a predicted model, not a curated record. The transcript has 4 exons. Lineage: Eukaryota; Metazoa; Ctenophora; Tentaculata; Lobata; Bolinopsidae. Bases 3212 to 5128 code for a protein of 638 amino acids.
AGAUUUGAUCGAGUAAUGUUCUCAGUUGUAACCUGACCCGAACCAUGUGAACAUACCGCCACCCACAAACCACAUUCCUUGAUAUUCUUCGUUGAUUCUUGUUCUAAAAUUGUUAAUCGCAACAUAACGUCAGAAAUAACAUACCUCCACUAUUCCCGAAAAUCUACUGGAUCAUUCUUUUUGAGAUCAUCUCGAGAAACAUUAUCAACAGCAACCUAUGACAGGUUGGAUUUACCAGGCAGGUGUUUCUCUCUUUAUUACAAAGUUAGAGGAUUAUAACUCCACCACACUGACUGACCCAUUACGUACGGGGGGACCGUGUCUCUCUAGAUCACAUCACCAGGGCCGCUCUCUUACUCUCUUAUCUGAUUACUCCCGCAGUUCGGGCUCCCUAAUAAACCUCCUUAGUUGUUGUCCUGUUCGUUACAUUGUACCCAGGUAGUUGGUCAUGUUAGUAACUUAGUAGCACGGUUCCAACAGGUUUCACUCCUGUGUCCUUUUCAUGGUUCUCUUUAAUUAAACGCAAUGCUGGCGAGUUGAUUUCAUGUGAAACCGAAAUUAUCAUGCAUCGAUUUUAUAAUUAUACCUGAAGUUGCAAUACUCCCUAAAAUUAAAUCGUAACUUGUCCGCCCGUUCCCCACAUCAAAUCAAGCUCACGUCGUGACGUCAUGACGGUUAUACCCUAACAUUUUCAUCAAACAAAUUGUCAGUCGCGAGUUUUCUAUGUUGAACUAUUCAACUACCACAGUACCACAUUAGAUCAGCUUACCACUACCAUUAAAAUUAGAUAGUUUUCUAAGCUAGCCUCGCUCUACUCCAGGGUGGAGUGUGGCAGGUGGCUAGCUCUUUUGUUUCUGACUGAGCUGGUCAUGAUGGUCAAACUACAGUGUGUUAAUGUUAAGCAGUAGCACCUUGAUAUUUGAUACCAACGGCCAGACCCUGGAUAGUCAGGCCUCUCGCAGGGAAUUGUGAUGCAGUUAUUAAAGUUUAACAAUUCUAGUUUUGUAAGAGCAUCGUAUUGUGUUACGACUCAUUAUAAUUGUUAUCUGACUAUCAAUUCUUUUAUGUAACUUUGGAAUAUGUAUGCCUGUUGCGUAAUACGUAUCCGAUCGAAGCACCAAAUCUACAAAACUUUCUGUCCGUAUGUUCGUUGAACUUCCAGUUCCAGUUACUGAUCUGCUGAACAAACCCCCAGUAAACAAGGUGGGACAAGUUGGUCCAAGUAACUGGGUUUGGUCCAAGUUACUGGCUCCAAGUUACUGGCUCCAAGUUGUUGGUCCAUGUUACUGUCUCCAAGUAACUGGGUUUGGUCCAAGUUAUUGGUCCAAGUUACUGGCUCCAAGUAACUGGGUUUGGUCCAAGUUGUUGGUCCAUGUUGUUGUUUACAAGAGUUGUUCUUUGUUCUUUUCAGCGAGCAGAGCCGAACCCUAACAAGUAAAGUUGAAAGUAUAAGUAUGACUUUUGUUGUCAUAUAAUUAUAUGACAUAGUCUACACAGUCGCAGAGCCUCCUAAAAUUAUGUGUAAUUUGUCUGGAGUUGAGCUCUCUCGCUUAAAAUUUCAUACUCACGAACGGGCAUUACCCGAGCAACAGUCACUUUUGAACGGGCAUUACCCGAGAAACAGUCACUUUGCUACAUGUUAGUAACGAUUUAUCAUUAUGGCAACUUCGUAGUCGCACAUCACUCAAUGUUCAACUAUUAGUUACGAAGUUAGCGCCGUUAACUUUAGUGAUGUGAGGCUGCAAAGUUGCCCUAAUUUGUUCAUUUAUCUUAACGCUCUUAGUCUUAGAUGUUACGAUCUCGUACUAUAUUAUAGUUGCCAUAAGCAGUACUUGUUAACGAACGUGCAUUGCAUAAUCCAUUAAGAAUUCUUCACAGAGUUGACUCUCGGUAAGAACUAAAAAACGUUACGAUAUAAAACCAUAUGUCGACGGAUAUCAAUAUAAGAUAAGAUAGAAUAAAAAUAUUGCACUGUAUAUUGCACGUACAAGUAUUCGUAUUAAUGGAUGCACUAGCGUUCUUAGUUUUAGCGUUAUCUAACUUGUUCUUUCCUUAAAGUUAAAGAGAACGAAGGCAGGUAAAAUGAGUUAAGUGCUUGACAGAGCAAAAAGGCAUUGUUAGAAUUGACGCACGCAGCGAUUUGAUCUGUCAAUAACCUAUCAUCAAUUUUAUGGGAAACUAUUUGAAUUGAAGGUCUUUCUGGCGCUCGUUUUUGUAAAAUUUGUCAUGUGAUGGCUCAAUCUUUGAAAGCCCUUUGUUUCUCUAAGUCAUGUUUCCAUUUAGUUAAGCUAUAUCCGUCCAGUAUCAGUUCGAAUGUUGCUUGAAAUCGUUUUGCUUUAGCUUGAUAUCGUUUAGAUCAUAUUUUAAUUAUAUUACGAUUAAGUUUUUUUAUACUUUUGUUCACUUUUACACAUUUGCUCACAUCACUCACAGUCAGCCGCUCUGACAUGGUUAACCACCUUGCUUGUGUUGUUGGUUAAUCAUAUGAGCGGGAUAUAAAUACCUCAUUUCAUUUCAUUAUAUAUUUCAGAACUCACUCAAAGAAAACUAUUAUUUAUUACACGCCCCAUUCUAUCGCUCAUUUAUAUUGUCAACCUGAAAAUUGUCCCUGACUUAAUGAUUUUUUCACUAAUCCAGAUAGGAUCAGAAAAAAGGAUGUAGAUAGCCCAACCAAAUGGAAUCCGGGAUAAAUAUUCCUGAUAUGAAUACGGAGACCCUCCCAAAAUAUAACGGAGGUCACAUGCAAAGCCCAGAUCCGAUAACAGAUGACGAAAUGGAACCGGACAAUCACAAUCUUUCUGACUUAGAAGAUGCAGUGGAGAAGGUGACAGAUAAACUUGGACUCUUUCUUGAGAUACACCCAGCAGUUGAUCCAGAUAAAGUUAUCCUGGAUCUCUCACCGGACGAGGAGCGAGCCCUGAACAACUCCAACUCGCUUCAACACAUGGACUUUCCCAUCAGGAACCUGACUGAGAUGGUACAGUUCAACUUGAUAACUGACCUGAGGGACAGUAGCACUGACUCCUUCCUCAGUAGUAGUGAUUACCAGGUGGUAAGUGAGACGAACACGUUUUCUCACCCAGACACCCCUCCCACCACACCCAGUCCUACUACUCAGGAGAGAUAAAACCCUCCCACAGACCCAGAAUCACAAAUAAGGGAACUUAAGAGGCAGUCAAGUGAAGCUCUUUCGGAUAGGGUGGUGGAGACUAUGAGUUCUAUCACUAACUUAUUGACUGGAAUGGAGGAACAAGAAGGAUUCCAGCUGAUAGACGAUGAAUAUCGUAUGGAGUCAGAAGAGAAAGAAGAGAGUAUAAUAUUAGAAUGUGAGUCCCUGUCGGAUAUUUCGCGGGAGCUGGAUAUAUUGUCUGUUUCUAGUAUCCUAGACCUGGAUAGUGGAGAUGUUCAGAUUUCUCCAGUAGAACUAAUUUUAGAGCCAGCUCAGUCUGGUGAAGACAGUGGAAACGCACUGGAGAAGCCGGAUAAUAACGAGGAUGAGAUCACGGAAGAAACAACUGGAACCAUAUCUCUAGAAGUGACUGGCUGUGAAACCUGCGAAGAACUCUCAGCGGAGUCUCUGGUCAGUGAUCCUGAACCUCUUAUCCUCAUAACCCCUCAAACUAUGGUGGCUGUUCAUUCUGCUCCGAUUUUAGAGCAAAAUUCCUAUCAUGGUGUAGAAACGUCAAAAACACCAUAUGAUUCUUCAACAGAGGAGUUACUGUCGUUAUCACUUACAGAUAAAACCGAGGUAGGAACUGAUCCCGGAUUUAAGAAUGCACACAGUAUGGAUGAUAAUCAAUCUUUGGGAACAAUAGAUAUAACCGUGGAUGCUGGUCAUAUCAUUGCAGUUCAAGGAAUGGAUCUCUCUAAUGAUAGUUUGGAACUGACGAACUCUCAAAUCUUGGAACUAGAGCCUUCUGAUGAACUUGCUGUUCCCCUCUCAAAUGUAGAGACAAAAGACAUACCAGAAGCAACAGAUAAUCCCCCAAAAGAAAGUCAUCCAGGGUUACUAGAGGAAGAUACACAAGAAGAAAAAGAAGAAGAAGAAGAAGAAGAAGAAGAACCUGGAAAAAGAGCAGAGAUACUUGCAGAACUGGGGCGAGUUUUUGUCCGAGAAGAAACUACCCAGCCAUCUCCUCAACAAGCUGACGGUUAUGAACCCAAACAACUUGAUGAUAUCCAAGAGAGGAAUUCUGGAGAUGAGGAUGAUGUUCCGUCAUCCAUAACUGUGACAUCACUUAGAGUGGAAGACCAACUUAAUCCUGAUAUUGAAGAAACCUCUGCUUCAAAAGAUAAAGUUGAAAACAAUUUAGUUGAUACAUCUACAGACUCUCUGCUGACUCCUGAUGAAGUAGAUUCUAAUCCUGAAAAUGUUGAUAGUAGCAGGAAGGUUCCAGAAGUUGAUAUUGAUUUCUCUUUGUCAAACCCUGGGGAAAAUACUUUUGCAGAUAGCACCAAGGGUAGCACUUAUGAUGAUAUAAAAGACCACUCCGACUCUAUACUGACUCCUGAUGAAAUGGAUUCUAGUCCUGAAGUCGUUAAAAACAGUAAGAAGGUUCCGAAUGUCGAUAUAGAUUUAUCCUUGUCAAACUCUAGCCCCACAGACAGCACCUUCGGCGAAACUAAAGACCAGCCUUCACAAGGUGCUUCAGAAAUGCCAGCGGAAGGUAUAACGGAACACGAACAGUUCACUCGCUCAUCAUCUGUUUCAAGCACUUCAUCUAGUUCGUCAGAUGAUGGUCGUAAGAUUAAGUUGAAAAGAAGGGGUACAGGGAGUUAUGUAAGCAGUGCUAAGAGCAAAGAAACAAUUGUCGAGCAGCCAACUGAAACAGAAAAAGAUGUUGCAGAUGUUUCUGAGAAGGAUGUAACAGAACCCAUCUCUGAUGCACCAUUGUCCACGGUAAAUACUCCCAACGUUUUCUUUGAUCAAAUGGAUGACAAAGCUGAAUUAGAAGUCAAAGUUCCACUAUCUAGUGUUGAGAUUGAAUUCAAUAUGGAGUCGGCUCAAGAGAGUAAUGAUAUUCAGGGAGAUAGUAUAGUUAAUCUCGUAGAAGUUGGUGACAUUGUACCUAAUAAGAUGACCUUCCUUCUUUCGAUAGUGAAUUGGAGCAAGGUGAAGUUGUCUUGAGAAGAAUCUCUGCAUCCUCAUCAUCUUCGAACUCCUCAGAUUCAGAUCACGACAACGAGAAAGAUAAUUGCACGGAGAAAAAAGAUAUG